Radiomyces spectabilis is the source of this 1236-nucleotide messenger RNA. Its product is annotated as 26S protease regulatory subunit 6B. Gene Ontology annotation, molecular function: ATP hydrolysis activity; proteasome-activating activity; ATP binding. Gene Ontology annotation, cellular component: proteasome regulatory particle, base subcomplex. Gene Ontology annotation, biological process: proteasome-mediated ubiquitin-dependent protein catabolic process. NCBI's taxonomy places the organism in Eukaryota, Fungi, Mucoromycota, Mucoromycetes, Mucorales, Radiomycetaceae. Bases 1 to 1236 code for a protein of 411 amino acids. The record is from RefSeq and is a predicted model, not a curated record. The transcript is spliced from 4 exons.
AUGGAAGAAAUUGGCGUUCAAUUGAAGCAGGAGCUCAAGGAUCCUGUGACGAUCGCUGCAAAGUCCAGCUUACUGGAAGAAUUAUCAGAAGAAGAUCUUUACGUCAAAUUGAAAAAGCUUCAACGAAAUUUAGAGUUUUUACAGUUGCAGGAAGAAUACAUUAAGGAUGAACAAAAGAAUUUGAAGCGGGAGCUGGUACGAGCGCAAGAAGAAGUGAAGCGUAUCAAGUCGGUGCCUUUGGUGAUUGGCCAGUUCCUCGAACCUAUUGACCAGCAUACGGGCAUUGUCGGCUCUACAACCGGUUCCAACUACGUUGUUCGCAUAUUAAGUACCAUUGAUCGUGAGUUACUGAAGCCCAGUGCUUCCGUGGCUUUACAUCGUCACUCCAACGCCCUGGUCGACGUUUUACCUCCGGAGGCCGACAGCAGCAUUGCCUUGUUGGGUGCCGAUGAACGACCUGAAGUUGCAUACCAAGAUGUCGGUGGUCUCGAUAUUCAAAAGCAGGAAAUUCGUGAAGCCGUCGAAUUACCUUUGACACACUUUGAUCUUUAUCGCCAAAUCGGUAUUGAUCCUCCUCGCGGUGUAUUAUUGUACGGUCCUCCCGGUACCGGUAAAACUAUGCUCGUCAAAGCCGUUGCACAUCAUACCACGGCCAGCUUCAUCCGUGUCGUCGGUUCCGAAUUUGUACAAAAAUAUCUCGGUGAAGGCCCUCGCAUGGUCCGUGACGUGUUCAGACUCGCACGAGAAAACUCGCCCGCCAUUAUCUUUAUCGACGAAAUUGAUGCCAUUGCUACCAAACGUUUUGAUGCCCAAACCGGUGCGGACAGAGAAGUGCAACGUAUUCUACUGGAAUUAUUGAAUCAAAUGGACGGUUUUGAUCAGACAUCCAAUGUAAAGGUUAUCAUGGCAACCAACAGAGCAGAUACAUUGGAUCCUGCUUUAUUGCGUCCUGGUCGUCUCGAUCGUAAGAUUGAAUUCCCUACACCGGAUCGUCGUCAGAAACGAUUGAUCUUUUCUACCAUCACAUCAAAGAUGAAUUUGUCGGAAGAAGUGGAUCUGGAAGACUUUGUAUCUCGACCGGACAAACUUUCGGGUGCUGAGAUUGCUGCCAUUUGUCAGGAAGCGGGUAUGCAUGCAGUGCGCAAGAACCGAUACGUCAUUUUAAGCAAAGAUCUCGAGAAGGGUUACAAGGCGAAUGUGAAGAAGGAGGACAGCAACUUUGAAUUCUACAAGUAG